Aspergillus ochraceoroseus IBT 24754 is the source of this 1057-nucleotide messenger RNA. RefSeq lists its product as uncharacterized. The coding region runs from base 1 to 945 and encodes 314 amino acids. Lineage: Eukaryota; Fungi; Ascomycota; Eurotiomycetes; Eurotiales; Aspergillaceae. The record is from RefSeq and is a predicted model, not a curated record. The transcript is spliced from 8 exons.
AUGAGCGUGCGCGGCGCGAAGCAUGCCAUCAGCGGAAAUAGUGCGGGUCUUCUGCAUCUAGAAGCGCCUUUCACCGCAUUGGAACCCCUUCAAGUCUUACGGUGGCCGGGGCUGAUAGCAGGAUUUAUCUGGUCGUCGAGGAUCGAGACGUUCAUGCUGGUGAGGGCAAUAGCCACCACCCUGUCCCCGCUUGUGGCAGCAGUCACUGACGCUAUUGGGCUUGAGUGGGAAACCAAGCCUGUCAAUUGGGAUAUAAGUAUGCCCAAAGCCAGCCAACUGUGGUUGACGUCCCCUGAAGGGCGGUUUCCUCUACGAAAGAAGAAAUGGGGGAUAUUUCUUCAAGCUCCGGACGGCGUUCAUCGGAAUACCGUGGCUGAACCGACCCAUUGCCAGUGGAGAAGCAGCAAGCAAGCUAAGGCGACGGCUUUUAUCUUCCAUAAAACGGGACGGCUUCCGCUGUCAAUCGAGGACAGCCCAUCGUUGGUAUUCAGAACCUUCAAACUAAUUGCAUGCGUAUAUUGCACGCCUACUGGCACAGUGGACCUAUUAAAUCCCCGACGCAACGACUUCUUAAUCGCAAAGCUAUCCUCUCGUAGUGGGCAGGUGACUCUUUUCAUGCAAUACCCUGAGCCCAGUUUGCCCCGCAGAAAUGAAGUGGACUCUUUGGAAAUUGCUUUUACCACUGUGCUCGCGUCAUUGGCCCGCCAGGGAAACUUCCGGAAAGAGCAUGCCGCUAUAUUUGUGUUUCUGAAGCAGCGAAACGCCUCCUCUAAUAUGAGAAAUGGCGGAGGGAUGGAAAAUUCGCGUCCGAACUGCAUGUAUAUCGAAGUAGUCGAAGGGGCACAGUCUUUCAGUACCUCCGCCGCUUACGAUCUCCUUCAAUAUAUUUAUGCCCAAGGAUCUCUCACUUGCGACCUCUUCAAGAUUGGCGGAACCCUCCAGUGAAGUGUAUCCCUCUUUAAACGCUCGCUGCCCAACAGAUGAGCUGUCGUCGGAAUCUUUCCAUAGAACCAGCUUGCAAUGACUUCACUAUUCGAAUCCGAUUAUGGGACAGUGG